AUGACAGAUCUAGCCACCCAACGUGUCUCCUUGGACCUAACACAUGUACUCUAUGAUCCUUCUUCAGACACUUCAUUAGUACUUGCAUUGGUGACGCUGAGUCCAAUCCUUCUCAUGCCUGCAUAUGCAGUACUCGCAGUAUAUACCCGUGAAUUGACCAUCAUCAACAUGUGGGCAGGACAACUCCUUUCAGAGGGUUUGAAUUUGGUGCUAAAGCACACUUUCAAACAAGAGCGUCCAGUUGGUAGCCAGCUUCACCUUAAUGGUUAUGGCUUUCCCUCGUCACACAGCCAGUACAUGGGCUAUUUUUCUGCAUUCCUGAUCUGCCACAUGUAUUUUCGACACCGCUUUGCAUCCACAGGAUCCAUCGUGCUCGAUCAGCUUUUCCGAAUAGUUGUCUACCUUGGACUAGCUGCGUGGUGUGCCAUCGUUGCCUAUUCAAGACUCAACUUGCUGUACCAUACGCCCCAUCAAGUUAAAUGGGGCCUUGUGAUUGGCUUGGUAUUAGGUGUUUCACAUUAUGUGUGUACCGAACUACUUUCAGCUAAAUUUCCGGACUCUGUGUUUGGACGAAUCCGAUUUGCCAUAGUAAAUCACCCGAUAAGCGUGUGGCUACAGCUAAGGGAUGGCUGGGGGGUCUGGGCGGAUGGUGGGAGAGAAGCUGAGUGGAAGCAAUGGAGAACUGAAUGGCUGAAGCAGCAUCCACGUCUAGCAGGGAAGAAAAAGAAAUGA
Messenger RNA from Suillus fuscotomentosus, 732 nucleotides. RefSeq lists its product as uncharacterized. Gene Ontology annotation, molecular function: sphingosine-1-phosphate phosphatase activity. Lineage: Eukaryota; Fungi; Basidiomycota; Agaricomycetes; Boletales; Suillaceae. The record is from RefSeq and is a predicted model, not a curated record. The transcript has 5 exons. Bases 1 to 732 code for a protein of 243 amino acids.